Molecule: messenger RNA, 1773 nt
Organism: Plasmodium relictum
Lineage: Eukaryota; Apicomplexa; Aconoidasida; Haemosporida; Plasmodiidae
Gene: GCD10
Product: tRNA (adenine(58)-N(1))-methyltransferase non-catalytic subunit TRM6, putative
Exons: 1
Coding region: 1-1773 (590 amino acids)
Biological process (GO): tRNA methylation
Cellular component (GO): tRNA (m1A) methyltransferase complex; nucleus
Source: RefSeq, a predicted model, not a curated record
AUGAUAAUAAAAAAGCAUGAUUUUGUUAUAAUAGAUGAUGGAUUAAGAUAUAGGUUACAUAAAAUUGUAGAUACAAAAAUUAAAAUAAAAAAAAAAUAUAUAAAUUUAUUAUUUUUGGUUAAUAAAAAGUAUGGAUCAACAUUCACUUUUAUUAAUAAUAAAUGGGUUAGAAGUAAGAAAAGAAAUUCUAAGUUAGAUAUAGAUUACUAUACUGAUAUACAGGGAACAAAUAAAGAUAUUUUUGAUAACAAUAAUUCUCAAAAAUUAACAGAAGAAGAUAUUGCUGAAUUAAAAAAAAUGAAUUAUGAAAAUCCAUAUGAAAUUAUUCAAAAAUUAAUUAAUAAUUCGUCAACAUUUAAAGAAAAAACAGUAAUUUCUAAGUUUAAAUAUGUAGAAAAAAAAUUGAAAAGGCAUUUAUGCCAAUUUACAGUAUAUGAAUGCACCAUUGCAAAUUUAGCUAAUUUUUAUUAUAAAUAUUUUCCUGAAAAAAUUAGUUAUAUAAGAAUUGAUUACUUAUCUAAUAUACUUUUUCAUUUAAAUAAAAAUUUUUGUUUAAAUAAAAAUUUAUAUAACAAGGAAAACAAAAUGCAUACACAAAAAGAAAAUUCUAUACUUUUUUCAUGUGAAUCCAAUAAUAAUGAAGAGAAAUAUUUAUAUAAUGAUGCAUCUUUUAGUCAUAAUAUAUUAAUUUAUGAUGACUCACAUGGAUUAUUAACUAGUGUAUUAAAUAUUUAUUAUAGUUAUAGUGUAAAUAUUUUUUCAUUAAUUUACAAAAAUACCUGUAACUCUAUUAUACCUAGUUUUGGUAUUAAAAAAAAUACAAAUAUUGUAAAAAUUAAUAUUUUAAAUUCUCCAAUAAAUUCCAAAUCUAAUGAUUGUAUCUACAUGGAUACUAAUUAUGAUUUUGUUUUUAACUUUGAAAAUAAUAUGAAUUCUAAAGAAAAAGAAAAUAUUAAAAAUGAAAAUCAUAAUAAAAUCAGUAGUGAAAAUGGCCAGUUAUGCGAAACUGAUAAAUCUUUGAUGAAAAAUGAAAAAGAAAAUCAUCAUUUUUUAAAUUCACACAAUAGUAACAAUUUGGAAGAAAAACACAAAGAUAAAGAUACCAAUAAAAAUGAUAUAAAUAAUAGUGAAUAUGGUAAUCAAAAUAAUCCUGGAAAUAAAAGUUAUAAUGAAGAAAAAAAUAAUUGUGAUAGUAAAGAUAAUAAUGAAAGUAGCAUUGGUAAUGAUGCUAAAGAUGAAAAUAAAUUUCAAAUUGAAAAAAAUAUGUGUGAUCGUAUAUUUAAAGAAAAUGUAAAAAAAAGAAAAAUAACCACUCAUAAUGAUAGUUAUAAUAAAGAAAUAAUUAAUUGUAAUAAAAACAAGAAUAAUGAAAAUGAUAUUAAUAUAAAAAAUGAACUUAUAAAAAACAACGAGAUAAAAAAAAAUCUAUUACAUGAUAUUUGUCAGAAAAAGGCAGAAGCUUUUGUAAUAAUUUUGUCAAGUGAAUUUAUUGAUAACACUAAGACAGAUGUGAAUUUAUUAAUAGAAACUUUAAUUAAUGUAUCUUUAAAAUAUUUAAAAAAUGAUAGUAAAAUAAUUAUUCAUACAGAUGAUUUAAAUUUAUCAAAUAUUAUUAUGCAAUUUUUAAUUAAUACAAAUUCAUUUAUAAAUAUUAAAUUAAAUGAAUACAUAUUGAGAGAACAACAAGUUAUAAAAAGACGAACUCAUCCAAUAAUCAAAAACUCAAAAUUGGCUGACGGUUUUUUAUUAACAGCUUUAAAAAUACAAAAUUAA